AUGAAUGGGCCAAAACCAGUUAUGAGUAUUGACGACUUUAGUUCUUCUGGAGAUUCUGAAUACAGCCCACAGGUUUAUCGAAUUGUUAAUGUCAGUAUUGGCAUUGGACUUCCAAUUAACAUCACAAAUGAGCAACAUUUGGAUAAUUUAUCAAAACAUCUUAUCAACAGCUUCAUUGUAAUGAUUUGCUUGUUGGGGCUGGUGGGAAAUGGGCGUGUCAUUUGGCUUCUUGGCUUCCGCAUAAAGAGGAAUCCUUUCACCACCUACAUCCUGAACCUCUCCAUAGCUGACUUUGGUGUCCUCAUCUCACUCCUCGCUACCUCUACAUUUGUGAUUGUGGUAAAUCUGUACAAUAGAAAUUAUGUUCUCUCUGUGUUUUUUCUAUUAUUUCUUGAACUCUUUUUCUUCAUGUAUUCUACUGGUCAAUUUCUCCUGGCCGCUAUCAGCAUCGACAGGUGUGUGGCUGUCCUCUUCCCACUUUGGCAUCGAUGCCACCGGCCACCACGCUUAUCCACCAUUGUGUGUUCUCUGAUAUGGAUCCUCUCCUUCCUGCUCUCUGGAAUUCACUUCACUCUCCAAAUGACUGGGAGCUUUGGAAAUGCCCCACUAUGGUUUCAGCUUAUAGUGAAUGCUCUGCUUUGCAUGCCUCUCAUGCUCAUCUCCACACUGACCUUAUUCAUCCACGUCUGCUGUAAAUCAAAACAACGCCAGCAGGGAAUGCUUGUCAUGGCCAUCUUGCUGGCACUCCUCUUCUUCCUCCUUUUUGCCUUUCCAAUGAAUGCUUUCUAUGUAAUUCACUCUUUUUACGCUCCACAUCACAGCCUCAUGGUAACUGGCUUUGCCUGUGCGUCUCUCAACAGUAGCAUCAACCCACUGAUAUAUUUCUUCGUUGGGAGAAGACAGAAGAAAGGUAAACCCAGAGUGUCAUUGAAGGUUGCACUCCAGAGAGUUUUCAAGGACGAACAAAACUCUAUGGAAGAUGAAAAAGAUAGCACUGAAACACCGUUAUGA
Messenger RNA from Elgaria multicarinata webbii, 1011 nucleotides. Its product is annotated as mas-related G-protein coupled receptor member H-like. NCBI's taxonomy places the organism in Eukaryota, Metazoa, Chordata, Lepidosauria, Squamata, Anguidae. The record is from RefSeq and is a predicted model, not a curated record. The transcript has a single exon. Bases 1 to 1011 code for a protein of 336 amino acids. Gene Ontology annotation, molecular function: G protein-coupled receptor activity. Gene Ontology annotation, cellular component: membrane. Gene Ontology annotation, biological process: G protein-coupled receptor signaling pathway.